Messenger RNA from Knipowitschia caucasica, 2460 nucleotides. Lineage: Eukaryota; Metazoa; Chordata; Actinopteri; Gobiiformes; Gobiidae. The record is from the annotation of a GenBank genome assembly.
AUGAGCAGUGGAUGGGGGGAGGGGAUGAGAGGCGCACGAGGGGGGGGAGGAUUGGGCUGGGUGGCGGGGCAGGAGGGGCGGAGCGGGGGGGGUUGGGGGGGGGGAGGGAGGGUGGGGGGGAGGGGGGGGGGUGAGGGGUCGGGGGGGAGCGCUGGGGGGGGGUGCGGGGGGCAGGGAGGGGCGGGGGGGCGGUCUGAGGGGGGGGGGGGGGGGCAGGGGGGGUGGGGGGUGACAGGGGGGGGUGGGGGGGGGGGGGGGUGGGGGAGUACGGGGUGGGGGUGGGGGGUGGGGAGGGGGACGGAGGGGUUUGGGGGAGGGGGCGGGGGGCUAAGGCGUAAGCGGCGGGGGGGGAGGGCGAGGAGGGGGGAGGUACCACCCCCAAGGGGGUGGGGAGAGGGGGGGGGGACAGGGGGGGAGGGGGGGAGACGGGAAGGGUGGGGGGGGGGGACGGGGGGAGAGGGAGGAGGAAUGGAGAGAGGUGGGGAGGGAGGGGCCGGCCGGGGGGGGGGGGGAGUGGGGGGGGGGGGGGAGGGUCGGGGGAGGGGGGGCGGCGGGGAGGGGGGCAGACAGGGGGGGGGUGGGGGGGGAGGGGGAACAGUGGGAGCGGGGGGGGGGGGGGGGGGGGGGGGGAGGGCGGGGGGGUGGGGGGGAGGUGCGGAGGCGAGCCAGGUCGGGGUGACGAGCCCGGCGGGAGUGUGGUGGGAUUGGGGGCAAGGGGGGGGGAUCGGCUUUGACAGCGGUGGGGGCAGCAGGGGGCAGUGGGGGGCGUGGCAGGGGAGAAGGGGGGGGGGGGAGGGGCGGGAGGGCGGGGGCAGGGGGGGGUGGAAUGUUGAGCUGGCGGAGAGGCCGGGGUGCGGGGGGGGAGGGGAAGCGAGGGGGGAGGGGGCGCGGGGGGGAGGGGGGGGGCGCGGGGGAAGGGGGGGGCGGGGGGGGAGGGUGUGGGGGGGGGCCGGGGGGGGCGGGGCGGGGGGCGGGCAGGGUAAUAAGCGGGUGCCGGGGCGGGGGGGGCUGGGGGGGGGGGGGGGGAGGAGGCGGGGGGGGAGAGCCAGGGGGGUGGGGGGUGUUGGGUGGUGUGAAGGGGAGGGGGGGGGGGGGGACCACCCAACCCCACGGGGGUUGAUUGAGGGGGGUAGGGGGGGGGGGGUGGGGAGGGGAGGGAGGAGGGCGCUCGGUGGGAGGGGGGGGGGCGGGGGGGGGAGGCGGGGGCGGGGCAGCAAGCGCGGGCAGGGGGGCCGCUCGCCUAAGGGGGCGCCCGCCUGGGGGCGUGUGUGGUGGGCCACCCGGGGAGGAGCGCGGGGGGUCUGGGGGAGGCGUGUUGGGGGGGCAUUGCGGGGGGGGGGCUCGUCGGGGGAUCUGGGGGGGCGGUGGGGCGGGCAGGGGUGCGGAAGGGGAAGCGGGGGGGAGGGCGGGGGGGAGGGGGAAGUGGGCGUGGGAGUAUGGGGGAUAUGGGGGAAGGGAGGGGGGUGUCGGGGGGGGGCAAUAGGGGCGGGGGGGGGGGGGAGAGGGGUAGGGGGAGGGAGGCGGUGCGGGGAGAAUGGGGGGGGCUGGGUGGUUGUCAGCCUGAAGGGUGGUGGGGGACAGGGCGGAGGGGGGGGGGGGAGGAAGAGGGGGGGGGGGGGGGCGGGGUGGGGAGUGACGGGGGGGGGAUCGGGGGAGGGGAGGGGUCGCGAGGGUGGAGGGAUCGGGGGAGUGGACGGGGAUAGGCCUGGGGGGUGGGAGGUUGGGGGCGGGCUCGGGGAGGUGGGAGCUGGGGGUGGGGGAUUAGAGAGGGGGGAGAAGCAGCCGCGGCGGGGGGGGGUGGGCGUGGGAAGGGGGAGGGGGUGGGGGGGAGGGUGGGGGGGGGCCGGGGUGGGGGACCGGGGAGACGGGGUGCGGGCGGGGGAGGGCGUCGCAGGGGCGCAGGGGGGCGUGGGGGGAUACGUCCGUUGGGGGGGGGAGGAGUGGGGGGGGGAGCUAGGGCGGGGGUGGGGGGGGGGGGGGGGGGCAGGGGGGUGGGGGUGGGAGGGGAGACCGGGUGGAAGUGGAGUGGGGAGUCAGGUAGAGGGAGGGUCGGUGGAGGGGGGGGGGGUGGUUGAGAGGAUUAGGGGGGGCAUGUGUGAGCGGGGGGGUCGAGGGGGGGGUCCCCCAACACGGAGGUUGGCAGAGUGUGGGUGGGGGUGGGGAAAGUGCGGGUGGGGAGGUGGUGGGGGGGUGAAAGGUAGGGGUACGGAAAAGGGGGGGGGGGGGGGGGGGGGAUGGGGGAAGAAAAGUGGGGAGGAGGCGGGAACAAAGGGGCGGGGGGGGGGUGCCGGAAAUGACCGGGGGGGGAGGGGGGGGGGGGGGAGCACGCAGGAGGGAGGGGCCCGGGCCGGAAGGAGACAGCGGGGAUCGGGCGGGGGGGGGUCCGGGUGGGGCUGGAGGGAGGCUGGGGGGGGGGGGGAGGGGGGGAGAGGGGGGGGUAGGGGGGGUGUGGGGUGGUAG